AAGCUUCCUGCCCAGGUGCACUCUACAAAACUAGAGAAGUUGUUAGGUGAGCGGUGAGGAGGAGUGUAGGUAGUGGGAAAAGACACGCACCCCUCCGCUCGCCCUCUAGCGCGGGCGGGCAAGACGCGCGCGCAAGGGAGCGGCAAUUGCACUGGGCCCCCAGAGCUGUGGGCACCAAUCAACGGUUGCCAUAGCAGCGUUUGACGUCAUCGUGCGUGUGGUGCCCCUGCUGCCGGGGCUGGUGAUUGGAGGAAACCCCGUGUCUGCGGAGCCGCUGUAGCCUGUGAGCAGCGAGAUCGAGGGAUAGUCUCAACCUCGCCGCUGCCGCCCAGAGACUACUGAGCCCCCGUCCGUCCGCCACCACCCAUUCCGGACACAGAACAUCCAGUCAUGGAUAAAAAUGAGCUGGUGCAGAAGGCCAAACUGGCAGAGCAGGCUGAGCGGUAUGAUGACAUGGCAGCCUGCAUGAAGUCUGUAACUGAGCAAGGAGCUGAAUUAUCCAAUGAGGAGAGGAAUCUUCUCUCAGUUGCUUAUAAAAAUGUUGUAGGAGCCCGCAGGUCAUCUUGGAGGGUCGUCUCAAGUAUUGAGCAAAAGACAGAAGGUGCUGAGAAAAAACAGCAGAUGGCUCGAGAAUACAGAGAGAAAAUUGAGACUGAGCUAAGAGAUAUCUGCAAUGAUGUACUGUCUCUCUUGGAAAAGUUUUUGAUCCCCAAUGCUUCACAAGCAGAAAGCAAAGUCUUCUAUUUGAAAAUGAAAGGAGACUACUACCGUUACUUGGCUGAGGUUGCUGCUGGUGAUGACAAGAAAGGGAUUGUGGAUCAGUCACAACAAGCAUACCAAGAAGCUUUUGAAAUCAGCAAAAAGGAAAUGCAGCCAACACAUCCUAUCAGAUUGGGUCUGGCCCUUAACUUCUCUGUGUUCUAUUAUGAGAUUCUGAACUCCCCGGAGAAAGCCUGCUCUCUUGCAAAGACAGCUUUUGAUGAAGCCAUUGCUGAACUUGAUACAUUAAGUGAAGAGUCAUACAAAGACAGCACGCUAAUAAUGCAAUUACUGAGAGACAACUUGACAUUGUGGACAUCGGAUACCCAAGGAGAUGAAGCUGAAGCAGGAGAAGGAGGGGAAAAUUAACCAGCCUUCCAACUUUUGUCUGCCUCAUUCUAAAAUUUACACAGUAGACCAUUUGUCAUCCAUGCUGUCCCACAAAUAGUUUUUUGUUUACGAUUUAUGACAGGUUUAUGUUACUUCUAUUUGAAUUUCUAUAUUUCCCAUGUGGUUUUUAUGUUUAAUAUUAGGGGAGUAGAGCCAGUUAACAUUUAGGGAGUUAUCUGUUUUCAUCUUGAGGUGGCCAAUAUGGGGAUGUGGAAUUUUUUAUACAAGUUAUAAAUGUUUGGCAUAGUACUUUUGGUACAUUGUGGCUUCACAAGGGCCAGUGUUAAAACUGCUUCCAUGUCUAAGCAAAGAAAACUGCCUACACAUAUUGGUUUGUCCCAGUGGGGAAUAAAAGGGAUACUUGGUUCCAGUCACAGGUGUAGUUACUGUGGGUACUUAAGGUUUGGAGCACUUAGAAGGCUGUAGUAGAAAUGGAUUAUCCCAUGGAUAUUACAUGUUGAACCAUAUAUAUCUGUGGAAUACUCAGUCACAGUGUGCACACCUUUGACUGCAGCUGCAGAAGGGUUCCUUUAGUUGUGACCCAGUUUACUCUGGAUAAGGGCAGAAACGGUUCACAUUCCAUUAUUUGUAAAGUUACCUGCUGUUUGCUUUCAUUACUUUUUUUUGCUACACUCAGUUUAUUUGUAUUUAAAUGUUUUAGGCAACCUAAGAACAAAUGUACAAGUAAAGAUGCAGUAAAAAUGAAUUGCUUGAUAUCAGUUAAUUUAACUUCAUGUAUAUCAAGCACAGCAGCAAAACAAAAAACCCAUGUAUUUAAACUUUUUUUUAGGUUUUUUUUGGCUUUUGUGACUUUUUUUGAUACUUGCCUAACAUGCAUGUGCUGUAUAAAAAUAGUUAACAGGGAAAUAACUUGAUGAUGGCUAGCUUUGUUUAAUGUCUUAUGAAAUUUUCAUGAACAAUCCAAGCAUAAUUGUUAAGAACGUGUAUUAAGUUCAUGUAAGUGGAAUAAAAGUUUUAUGAAUGGACUUUUCAACUACUUUAUCUACAGCUUUUCAUGUAAAUUAGUCCUUUGGUUCUGAAAGUUCUCGAAAUUGUACAUUUUUGGAAAUUUAUUCCUUAUUCCCUCUUGGCAGCUAAUGGGCUUUUACCAAGUUUAAAUACAAAGUUUAUCAUAACAAAAUACUACUAAUAUAACUACUACUGUUCCCAACCAUGUCCCAUACUCCCCCUACGCCUGGAAAAAAAAAUGCACUUUUUUUUUUUUAAAGGUGGGGGAAUUGAUUGGAAAAAAGUAAUGUGUUCCAUUUAAAAUUUUAUUUCUAACUUAGGAAGCCACAAUGUUCUUGGCCUAUCAUAACAUUGGGUAGCAUUAACUGUAAGUUUUGUGCUUCCAAAUCACUUUUGUUUUUAAGAAUUUCUUGAUACUCUUAUACUCUGCCUUCAGUUUUGAUGUUUGUUCUUCCUGUUGUCAGAUGUACAGGAUUAUCUUUUUUAGCCUUGUGUCUUGUCACCAACCAUUCCUAUUUGGUGGCCAUGUGCUUGGAAAAAAAGGCCGCAUGAUCAUUCUGGCUCCACUCACUGUCUAAGGAUACCCUGCUUCCUUUGCUUGCAUCCCACAAACUAUUCCCCUCAUCCUAUUUACUGCAGCAAAUCUCUCCUUAGUUGAUGAGAUUGUGUUUAUCUCCCUCUAAACCUUAACCUAUCUUGAAUGGUCUGUCAUUGUCUGCCUUCCUCUUCCUCUCUCUAAAUAAUGAUGGGGCUAAGUUACACCCAAAGCUCGUCCUACAGACUAUUUCCUCUGUAUCUUGCAGAAAACACCAAACAAAUACCAUUUUAAAAGAGGUGUAUUUUUUUUUUUCUUUUAGAAUGUAAGCUCCUCAAGAGCAGGGACAAUGUUUUCUGUAUGUUCUAUUGUGCCUAGUACACUGUAAAUGCUCAAUAAAUAUUGAUGAUGGGAGGCAGUGAGUCUUAAUGGUAAAGGUGAAAAACUGAAACCCCGAAUACUGUUUUGUUGCUUGUUUUAUUAUGACCUCAGAUUAAAUUGGGAAUUAUCAGCCCUUUAGGACAACUGUCCCAAAUACUACGUUCAAAUAAAAGUGCAAUGGAG
Molecule: messenger RNA, 3217 nt
Organism: Manis javanica (Malayan pangolin)
Lineage: Eukaryota; Metazoa; Chordata; Mammalia; Pholidota; Manidae
Gene: YWHAZ
Product: tyrosine 3-monooxygenase/tryptophan 5-monooxygenase activation protein zeta
Source: RefSeq, a predicted model, not a curated record